Molecule: messenger RNA, 892 nt
Organism: Myripristis murdjan (pinecone soldierfish)
Lineage: Eukaryota; Metazoa; Chordata; Actinopteri; Holocentriformes; Holocentridae
Gene: nfam1
Product: NFAT activating protein with ITAM motif 1
Exons: 6
Coding region: 93-851 (252 amino acids)
Biological process (GO): B cell receptor signaling pathway; positive regulation of B cell receptor signaling pathway; positive regulation of cytokine production
Cellular component (GO): membrane raft
Molecular function (GO): transmembrane signaling receptor activity
Source: RefSeq, a predicted model, not a curated record
CACACACACACACACACACACACACACACACACACACACAUACACACACACUUUCAAUUACGGACUGUCAGCUCCGCAGAAAAACUCACAAAAUGGAAACUCAAGGACUUUGGCGUCUCUCCUCCGUGUUGUUUCGGAUAUUUGUAUUUCUCAUCCCUUUUAUACUCUCUGGAGUUGAUGCUGAAAGCUUCCAGCUGGAGCAGAGGGUCUAUGUGGCGCUUGCUGGCGAAGAUCUCCAAAUAGACUUUUUUUUGUUCCAACCAGCAAACCAGAGUGGAGGCAGCUUGAAGUGUUUUGACCACAAGAAUCAAGUGAUACACAGCUCUGAAGUCUUGCAGAGCGGCGACGCAACAGAGCAAAUCAAAGGCAGUGUGAAACUGAGAAACCUGGUGAGCAGCCAUUCAGGAGAAUAUCACUGCGAGUACAAAUCAGCCAGGGCUUACUGGGCCCUUUUGGUGAAAGAUGAGGGCUACUGGGAGCCGCGCUCCAUAUCGGAUUACAAAGGAGCUAUGAUUGUGGGCGGCCUCACCUCAGUGCUGCUCGUUUUCAGUGCGGUCGGCUCAGUGUAUGUCUUCACAGGACGUUGGGACAAGGCGUGUUUGAGCGCUGGAGGUGGCAGCAGAAGGAGGGAGCAGGGCAGGAGUGAGCCGACCAGGGAGGAGGUGGAGGUGGAGGACAGGGAGGAGACGGCAGCUCAGGCUUCUUCUUUCUACGCCAGCCUGGAGCCUCGUCCCCGGUCCAUCUACGACGUGCUGGACCACAGGACAGCCACGCCAAAACAGUCCAACAACUCGGUGGAGCCUCCUCAAAGCCAAGAGGCAGUGUUUGAGUCUGUCUAUGAGAAUUUCUGAGACGAGCAGCUGCAGGUUUUCAUAUUUAUAUCAGCAGCUGU